AUGAGCCGGAGACUAUCGGUAGUCGACUUGACAUCCGCAUCCGCAUCCGCAUCUACCCAACGCCAACUUUCAUCCGAUAUAAACUCUGUCGACUCCUUCUCUGAUCCCUUUGAGGAGCAGCCAGCUCCAAACUUAAAUAAUCAUACGAUUUUAAGGGGCACUAAACGAAGACGAAACGAGGAGGAUCUCGGACAUGCAGGGCCAUCGUCUCAUCGUCGAAUAGAUCCUCCACUAGAAGAGCCCAUCGAGUCUAUUGAUCUGACCGAGGUUGAAAGCUCUUCCGAGAUCGCUAAGACACUCUCCAGCCUAAGAGAGGACGCAGUCAAAGCCCAACAGCCGCAUGGGGAUGAAGCCCAUAAUGCACGUUCCAUACUUGGAUCAUAUAAAUGCCCGAUCUGCAUGGAUACACCGGAAGAUGCAACCAGCACAGCUUGUGGCCAUCUAUUCUGCCAUCGAUGUAUCCUUGAAUGCCUGGCGACUGCGGAUGCCAGAAAUUCCGAUUCAAAUAAAAGUAAAGGCACAUGUCCUGUGUGUCGAAAAUCAAUCACUAAAAACGAUACGGCGGGACCUCGCCGGAGCCUUAUCCCUUGCAACUGA
Penicillium manginii is the source of this 597-nucleotide messenger RNA. RefSeq lists its product as uncharacterized. The transcript is spliced from 2 exons. Lineage: Eukaryota; Fungi; Ascomycota; Eurotiomycetes; Eurotiales; Aspergillaceae. The coding region runs from base 1 to 597 and encodes 198 amino acids. The record is from RefSeq and is a predicted model, not a curated record.